AUGACACCCUCACCAGCCUUUGCCUUUGCGGCUGUUGCCGCCCUUGUGCCGAACCUCACGCCUCUCGACACCCUCACCAGCGGGUUUGCCUCCAUUGCACGCCUGCCUCGAGGUGUGACGGUCACUGAGGGCAGCCGCGGCGGCCAGACAGACCAAGCGCCGCCGACGCUGUACGACAUGGAGGGCUGCCACUUCUGCCGACGUGUGCGAGAGGUUGCAACCGAGCUCGAUAUGGUCGUCAACCUCGUCCCGUCCGCGCGCGGCUCUCGCUCCCGCGACGCUCUCGCCGAGUACGCCGCCGCCGCCGGGAGUAAUGUGCAGGUGCCCUUCCUCCUCGACGGCGAUACUCGGCUCUUUGAGUCGGAAGAAAUCUGCCGCCACCUGAUUGCAAAGUACGGCGCAACCGUGGACGUGCCGGGCGUCGGCACCGGCUUCGUCGCCUCUGCGCUGCGCCUCGGCCGCGGGGGGCUGGUCGACAAGUCUGCUCUGCCGGCCCCGCCCGACCGGCCGCUCGUCCUCUACUCGUACGAGGGCAACCAAUUUUGCCGCCUUCUGGUAGCAUCCCACUCCCUUCUCCUUCAGGUGCUCUGCGAGCUCGACCUGCCGUACGAGCUCCGCUCCGCCGGCAAGGGCAGCCCGCGCCGCGAGGAGCUCAAAAUACUCACGGGCGGGUCGAGCCAAUGCCCCUUCUUGCUCGACCCAAAUAGCGGCGUGCAGCUGGCCGAGAGCGCCGACAUUGUCGAGUAUCUGCGGGGGCGGUACUCCCGCGGCGGCGCUUCGGUGGGCUCUUCAUGA
Molecule: messenger RNA, 795 nt
Organism: Emiliania huxleyi CCMP1516
Lineage: Eukaryota; Haptophyta; Isochrysidales; Noelaerhabdaceae
Exons: 2
Coding region: 1-795 (264 amino acids)
Source: RefSeq, a predicted model, not a curated record